Sardina pilchardus (European sardine) is the source of this 12714-nucleotide messenger RNA. It is a transcript of the gene sptbn5, whose product is annotated as spectrin, beta, non-erythrocytic 5. Bases 1 to 12294 code for a protein of 4097 amino acids. Gene Ontology annotation, molecular function: actin filament binding. The record is from RefSeq and is a predicted model, not a curated record. The transcript has 70 exons. Gene Ontology annotation, biological process: actin cytoskeleton organization. Lineage: Eukaryota; Metazoa; Chordata; Actinopteri; Clupeiformes; Clupeidae. Gene Ontology annotation, cellular component: cortical actin cytoskeleton; cell junction; plasma membrane.
AUGGAGAACAAGCGAGAUGGCAAGGACUCUGAGCAGGACAGCAGGUUCCGGCAGCUGCAGGAGCAGCGGAUGGGUGUGCAGCAGAAGACCUUCACCAAAUGGAUGAACAGCAUCUUCCUUAAGAACCGGGAGAAGGUCAACCUGACUGAUAUUUACACAGAGCUCAAAACUGGGGAGCACCUGGUGCAUCUCUUGGAGCUCAUAUCUGGCGAAUCUCUGCCAAUCCGAAGUCGCCCCAAAAUGCGGGUCCACUUCCUGGAGAACAACAGCAUUGCCAUCAACUUCCUCAAGAAAGAAAAGAUCCGAGUGGACCUGAUUGGUCCUGAGAAUGUUGUGGAUGGAGACAGAACACUCAUCCUGGGUCUGAUAUGGAUCAUCAUCCUGAGGUUCCAGAUUGGAUCCAUCAUGAAUCAGGAUGAGGUGGACGGCCAUAGCUCUGCCCGUCGAUCCGCCAAAGAGGCCCUCCUUAUCUGGUGCCAACGCAAGACAGCUCCCUACGACAACGUCAAUGUGCAAGACUUCUCUGGUAGCUGGCGAGAUGGUCUGGCAUUCAACGCCCUCAUUCAUGCGCAUCGGCCCGACUUGUUUGAUUACCGGCGCCUGCGCGAGGACGACCCGAUGCGGAACCUGACUCAUGCCUUCGUCCUGGCCGAGAAGGAGUUUGGCAUCAUGCAGCUACUGGAUGCCGAGGACAUCAUGGUGCCGCACCCGGACGAGCGCUCCAUCAUGACCUACGUCUCACUGUACUACGACUACUUCUCCAAGAUGAAGCAGGGUCAGACGGUCCAGAAGCGUAUCGCCAAGAUCGUGGGUCUCUUGAAAGAGAUAGAUGACCUGAAGCAGGACUACGAGCGGAUGGUGACCGACUUGCUGCGAUGGAUACAGGCGAAAGUAGUGCAGCUGAACGACCGCCGUUUCCCCAACUCCCUGCGCGAGAUGCAGGUCCUGGUUGCCGCCUUCAAGACCUACCGGACCGUGGAGAAGCCUCCAAAGUACCAGGAGCGUGGAGCGCUCGAGGCCCACCUGUUUAACCUGCGCACCAAGCUAAGCGCCAACAACCAGCGAGCUUACGUUCCCCCGGAAGGCCAGACACUUCGAGAUGUGGAGCGUGAGUGGCUUGUGUUGGAACGCGCCGAGCAUGAGCGCGAGGGAGUUCUUCAGGCCGCCCUGCUGAGGCUGGAGCAUUUAGAACAGCUCGCGCAGAAGUUUGAACGCAAAGCAGGGCUACGAGAGAGCUACUUGGAUGAGGCGCAGCGACUGGUUGUACGGCAAGACCCGCUCUCGCUGGAUGACCUGGAAGACGCGCAUGCCAUGGCCAGGAGGCUGGAGGCGUUGGCCACCGACGCUCUCGCCCGGGAACCGCGUUUCAGAGCGCUUAGCGAGAUGGCUGCCAUCAUUCAGAGAGAGAACUACCAUAGCAAGGAGAAGGUGGCUCGUAGAGAGCAGAAAAUCUCUCAGAGCUGGCAGAAGUUCGUGGAGGGGCUGAAAGAGAGAAGGGCCCUGAUGAGCGAUGUAGUGAACACCCUCUCAGUCCUCAGGGACAUACAGUUGGCUUCACAGGAUCUCAGUGAACUGCAGAUGCAGGCUGGCUCAGUGGAGUAUGGCAAGCAGCUGGAGGAGGUAGUGGAGCUCCUGCAGAAGCAGGACCUGCUGGACGCUCAGAUCUCGGCCCAGGGGGAGACCCUGGGCUCUCUGAGCGCCCGCGCCCUGAAGAAGGGGGCACACCGGGACGAGCGGCAGGUGCAGGCCAGCGUGCGCCAGCUUCAGAGCCAGUACAGCGCCCUGCAGGCCCUCAGCAAGAAGAGGAGGAAAGCUCUGGAGGAGCAGCGGGAGCUGUUUGAGUUUCUUUUUGACUGUGAGGAGCUGGAGGCCUGGAUCUACGAGAGAUGGAUCCUUCUGGUGACCGCUGGCCUGGGCAGAGACCUCAGCCAGAUCCUGCAGGCUCAGCAGAAACACAAGGUGCUGGAGGCGGAGGUGCAGUUCCAUGAGUCUGUGCACGCGUCCGUGGUGUUGCGUGGGAAGGAGCUGUGCGGCAGGAAGCCGCCCAAUGAGAAGGCCAUCAGGAAGUGGCUGCUGACACUAGGACACCAAUGGGAACAGCUCAGGGAAGAGGUGACCAAUCACAGAGAGCGUCUGCAUGCUGCUAAUGUCAUCAAACAGUAUUUCGCCGACGCGGCCGAGGCCAACUCCUGGCUGGGCGACCGCAGGCCCAUCCUGGCCAGCGAGGAUUACGGGAAGGACGAGUGGAGCAGCGACGCUCUGCUGCAGCGCCACCAGCGGCUGGAGAAGGAGAUCGGCGCCUACACCUCGGAGGUCAAGCGCCUGGCCGAGCACGCCAGGAACGCUGCCCAGAUGACCGCUCUAACUGUGGAGCCUCAGAAGAGGAAGAUGGCUCAGUUCAGUGAUUCCUCAGGUGAGGAUGAGGAGAAGGGUCAGAAGGAGCGAGGGAGGGUGACCACGCUGAAGAGACAGAGCACGGCACCAAAGGCUCCUCCUGAGCCCCAAGGAGCCACAGCCAAGAUGAGAUACAAAUACAGAGGAAAACAGUUGACCAUGGACCGUGGGGAGAUGAUCACUAUUCUAAACCGGGAGAGUAAGGACGGCUGGUUGGUGAGAGACACUAAAGGGAAUGAGCAGCUGGUUCCUGCUAUGUACAUAGCCGAAACUCCCAUGUCAGGAGCGCCCCCCGCGCCCACAACCUCCCCGCCCACUAACGGGCUGUCCCAGAGCCCCCCGCGGAAGGUGAGUCGCCCCCGACGCAGCCGCUCCAUGCGCCGAGGCACCGCCGAGAUCUCGGCCAAGUGGAUCCCCGACGACCACUUCCAGCGGGACACGGUGGAGGACACCCAGCAGGAGCUGGAGGAGGACUACCGCAGCCUCGUCCAGCUGGCCAAGUCGAGGAAGCAUGCUCUGGAUGAGACCGCCCAGUUGCACCACUUCUACAACACGUGUGAGGAGUUUGAGUCGUGGAUGGAGGACAAGGAGCACAUCCUCAACACCUUCAGCGCCGACGCAGACGACGUCACGGCAGUGCAGGCCAACUAUGAGAACUUCCUCACAGAGCUGGCCAGUGGGAAGGGACAACUGGAUGACAUCAACCGACUGGGGGAGGGGCUUGUGAACAGCCGCCACAGCAAAAAGCGAGAGAUUCAGACCAAACAAGGGAUGGUGACCGCCAGGUGGGCGCGUCUGCAGAAGCUGAAGGACGAGAAGGCCCACGAGCUGCUGAGCUCGGCCGACGUGCGCUCCUUCCUCCACAGCUGCGAGGAGGCCAAGGGGCAGCUGCAGGAGAAGCUGCUCCAGCUGGACAACCCCGACGUGGGCAGCUCCCCCGCCGCACUCCACGCCGAGGAGCGCAAACAGCUGCAGGCCCUGAGGGACAUCGACGCCCUGGAGAGGAAGAUCGAGUACCUGAAGAGCGUGGCUAAAAUGAAACAGGACUGCAGCCCGGCGGAGAGCGCCGCCAUCCUGGAGGAGGUGCGCGGCCUGGAGUCUCUCCUGCGCAAAGUGCGGGCCCAGGCGGCGGAGCGGCAGAGGAGGCUGGAGGAGGCGCGGAGGCUGCAGCUCUUCCAGGGCAGCUCGCGGGACCUCCUGAUGUGGGCGGAGGCGGCGCGCGAGCAGAUGGCCGAGGAGGAGCAGGGCCUGGACGUGGCCUCCGCUCAGGCCCUGCUGGACAGGCACCAGGAGCUGAAGCAGGACAUCCAGCGGCAGAGGGACAAGCUGAAGGAGUUGGAGAAGCUGGGCAACACCCUGGAGGCCGCGGAGGUGCGGCGCACACUGGCCCAGCUCGAGGAGGAGUGGACCGGGCUGGACCGCCUGUGGUCGGGCCGCAAGCGCCGGCUGGAGCAGGGCCUGGAGCUCCAGAAGCUCAACCUGGAGGCUGACCGCAUCGAGGCCACACUCUCGGCUCACGAGGCCCGUCUCAGAGUCACCGACCUCGGGGACUCUGUGGAUAAUGUACACAGCUUGCUGGGCAGGCAGGAUGAGCUGGAGGCCCUGCUUAAUGCUCUUCAGCUGCAGAUCAACAGCUUCCAGGAGAAGAGUGGAGAGCUGGUGAAAAAGCGCCAUUUUGCUGCUGAACAGAUCCAGGGGAGAUCAGAGGGUAUCCAGGAGAGGAACCUGAGAGUUAGAGAAAGCUGUAAGGCCAGGAGGGGCCAGCUUCUUGCCUCCAAAAAACAUCAGGAGUUCCUUAGAGACGUGGAGGAGAUGCUCCUGUGGAUGGACGAGAAGUUUGAGAUUGCAGACGACGAGUCUUACCGGGACCCCACCAACGUGCUCCGCAAGCUCAAGAAACACGAGGCAGCCGAGAAGGAGAUGCAGGCCAACCAAGUACGCUUGGACCGGCUGCUUGAGCUAGGGGAAGAAGUCCAGGUGGACAGUCCCUCCAGGAGACAGGAGGUGCAGAAGACGUGCCGGCAGGUGCGCCGGCGCUGGGACGAGCUCCAGACCAAGAUGGCCGACAGAGGAGAUAAACUCAGACAGGCCGGUCAGCAGGAGCAGCUAAUGGAACUUCUACAGGAUGCCAAGCUGAAGAUCGAGACCAUCCAGCGGAUGCUGCAGUUUGCGGUGAAGGGUGAGGACCUGUACUCCAGCCGCAAGCUCCUCAAGGAGCACCAGCAGCUGGAGCAGGAGGCCCAGGAGCUCGCCGACAAGAUCAACUCCAUCGUGUCCCGCGCCAAACACCUGGCCACCAACCACUUCGACUCCAAGACCCUCCUGCAGGAGACCGACACCUACCUGAAGCUGUUCAAGUCCCUGCAGAAGCCCUUGGACGAGCGCAGGAGUCAGCUGGAGGCUGCGGUGGAGCUGUUUGGCUUCUACCACGACUUGGACCUGGAGCUGACGUGGAUCGCCGAGCACCAGCCCAUCGCCGAGACCAGCAGCUACAGCAAGUCCCUGGCUGGAGCCAUCAGUCUGCAGAAGAAACACAAGGAGCUGCAGGCGGAGGUGACCGCUCACCGGCAGCAGGUCCAGCGCAUGCAGGAGCGGGGCUCGGCCCUGAGGAGGACGCACACCUGGGCCAGCAAGGAGCUGCAGCAGAGGAGCGACCAGCUGGCCGAGGAGUGGGAGGAGCUGGAGGAGUCCUGUGACCGCAGGGCCGUCCACCUCAACAAAGCCCUGACCCGUGAGCAGAUCUUGCUGGACUGUACAGAACUGGAGACGCGAGUGUGCGAGUGCUUGGCCCUAGUCAGUUCUGAUUAUGGCAAAUCAGAACCUGCGACCCAGAGCCUGAUCAAACAGCACCAGGCCGUAGAAGGGAAGAUAGAGGUUCUGGUGGCAGAGGUGGAAGAUCUAAAGAGCAGUGUGGACCGUGCCGUAAAGAACAUGGGCCUCGAUGAACUGAACCGUCCCUACAGCCGCAUCCGCAGCCAGAUGACGGAACUGGAGCACCUGGCCUCUCUUCGGGCUCAGAAGCUCCAGGAGGCCCUGCAUCUGCACGAGUUCAAGCGCGAGUCCUCAGACCUGGAGGACUGGAUCUCCCAGCAGAGACAGAUCGCCUCGUCGGAGGACUACGGCACCGACUACAAUAGCGUCCUGCAACUCCGUGGGAAGUUCGAGGUGUUUCGUCAGCAGCUGGAGGUGGGAAUGGAGAGACUGCACAGCUGCGGGAAGUUAGCAGACUCGCUCAUCAAAAACAACCACCCAGAGAACCUCUUCAUACGCAACACACACAACGAGCUCAGGGAACAGUGGGAUGACCUGCACACUCUGGCUAAGGAGAGACAUGACAAGCUCGAGCAGUCAGAGAAAUGCCACAGAUGCUACAAAGACCUGAUGGAUGCACUUGCACAGAUAGAGGAGCGCUUGAAGAGCGUACCUGAAGACAUCGCAAAGGACCGGCAGGGAGUUGAGUCUCAGUUACGCAAACAUGAGGCACUGGUUCUUGAGCUCUCUCGGAAUGAGGAGCAGCUCCAGGAGCUGCUGGACACGGUGGACAGUGCUGCCGUGCUGGGAGCGUGCUCAGAAGUGCUCAGGGCCAAGCUGCGGGAGAGGCAGCAGGAGCUGGUGGAGCGCUGGGAGAAGCUGCGCCUCCACGUCGAGAAGAGGCUGGAGAAGCUCAACCACGCCAGCCGAAGAUACCUCUUCCUCAACACUGCUCAGGACUACACCCUGUGGAGUUCCCAGGUGUUAGGUGGUAUGCGGGCGGAGGAGUCCAUCCGGGACGUGGGCACGUGCCAACUGCAGAUGGACCAGCACCAGCAGCUCUGGGCGGAGAUAGUGGCACGGGAGCAGAGCUACACCCGCGCGCUCGACAGGGGAGAGGAACUACUGAAGCUGGACCCUUCCCAUGCCAAAGAGGUGCGUGAGAAGCUGAGCUCCCUGCAGCAGGACCGAGAGGAGCUCCAUGGCCACUGGAAGAAGAAGAAGCGUUGGCUGGAGCUCACACAUCAGGAGCAGGUCUUCUACAGAGACUCCGAGCACCUGGACACCAUCUCCAACUCACAAGAGAUUCUGCUGAAGAACAGUGAUCUGGGCAGCUCAGUGGAUGAGACAGAAAGACUCAUCAAACGUCAUGACGCCUUCCAGAAACUUCUCACCACUCAGGAGGAGAAGAUGAUUGCGCUGCAAGAACUGGCUAGCCGUCUGCAGAAGGAGGACCUCAAGCGCGAGAGCGCCAAACGCAUCCGCAACAAACUCGGCGCCCUCGAGGAGAGGAGGAGACGCAUCCAGGAGCUGUCCGUCAAGCGCGGGGAGGACCUGGACAUGUCCCGGCUGCUCUGCAUCUUCAGUCGGGAUGCUGCCGAGGCAGAGGAGUGGGUGUCGGAGCGCAUGCAGAAGAUGCAGGAGGACACCAAGAUGGACCUGAGCAACCUGCAGACCAAGAUGAAGCUCCUGCAGAAGCACCAGGUGUUCGAGGCCGAGAUCCUCGCCCACAGCAAGAUCAUCGAGUCGGUACAGAAGGCUGGGGAUGAGCUGAUCACGCUGUACCACCCGCAAUCUAAGGAGAUACGCUCCACCAUCACAGCCCUCAUCAAAUACUGGGAGGAGCUCAAACUGGCCGUGGCGGCAAGAGGGAAGGUUCUGGAGGACAACCGAGACUUCCUGGAGUUCCUGCAGAAGGUGGAGCAGGUGGAAAUGUGGAUCAGACAGAAGGAAGUGAUGAUAAAUGUGGGAGAUGUUGGGAAGGACUUUGAGCAUGGCGUUCAGCUUCUGAAGAAACUGAACGAGUUCAGAGGAGCAGGGACAGGGGAGGUGACUAUGGACGACGGGCACAUCAAGACCAUCAGCAACCUGGCCGCCCGUCUGGAGAGGCAGAACUGUGAAGAGCUGGAGACGGUGAAGAAGAGGAAACAGCAGCUCAACGAACGGUGGAAUAAUUUCCAUGGUGACCUGAGCAGCUAUAAGAAGAGGCUGGAGGGAGCCCUGGAGGUGCAUGCCCUCGUUAGGGAGCUGGAGGAAGUACGCGACAGAGCCAACGAGAAGAUGCUGUUGUUGCAAGAUGGAGACUGUGGCUGGGACGUCGAGAGUGUCGAGGGCUUGAUUCGCCGGCAUGAGGAGACCGAGAGGGAGGCCAGGGUGAUCCAGGAAAGAGGAACGGCUCUGGAGAAGGAUGUGAAAGGUCACCUGAGGGGUCAGUCAGAGCUGACGGACAGGCUCAAGCAGAAGCAGAAGGAGAUGAACACCACGCUACUGAACCUGGAGAAAGAGGUCAAACUCAGAAAGGAGCGCUUGCAUGAUGCACACGAGCUGCAGCUCUUCAAGGCCAACCAGCGCCUCCUGUUGGACGUGACGCUGAAGAACAGCUCGGAGAUGGCACAGAAAGGACUGCCAAAGAGCAAAGCUGAGGCCGAGAGGAUGAUCGCCGAACACAAGGACUGGAAGACAGAGAUUGAUGCUCGCGCUGAUCGUAUCGACUCGGUGAGGAGCUUUGGCCAGAGGCUGGUGAAGGCUGGCCACCGCUCAGUGGAGGAGAUCAAGGCGGCCCUGACGAGCCUGGAGGACGCCAAGAAGGGACUGGACAAAGCCUGGCAGGACAGGAGGUCAAUGCUGGACCAAGCCCUCAGUUUACAGGUCUUCCUGGGCUAUGUGGAACAGAGCGAGAGCUGGCUCAGUAACAAGGAGGCGUUCCUGGCCAAUGAAGACUUGGGGGGCUCCUUGUCAGAGGUGGAGGAGCUUCAGAGGAAGCAGGCUCUGUUUGAGCAGACGCUGGAGGCUGAGGUGGAGCAGGUGGAGGCCGUGCAGCGUCUCUCUCAGCAGCUCCAGCAGCAGAAGCACUACGACUCCACCAACAUCCAGAGCAAGAGCAGAGCGCUGCAGCUCAGGAAAGACAAGCUGUUGGAGACGAGUAGAGCUCGGCAUCAGGCCCUGGAGGAGUCACUGCAGCUCCACCGCUUCCUGAGUGGCAGCUACGAGCUCUGCUCCUGGCUCAAUGAGAAGAAUGCCAUCGCCCUGGACGAGAACUGGAGGGAUCCCAUCAACCUGCAGGCCAAGCUCCUGAAGCACCAGAGCUCAGAGGCCGAGAUCCUGGCCAACCACAGCCAGGUGGAGGCCCUCUCCAAGGACGGUGAGAGGAUGCUGGCUGCCGGACACCCUGCUGGGCAGAAGAUUACGCCCAGGCUGAAGGACCUGAAGGACAGCUGGACACAGCUCCUGGACAACUGCAAAGAGAAAAAAUCACGCCUCCAGCAAGCCUACCAGGCCCUGCAGUUCCAGCGCUCCCUGGAUGACAUGGAGGAGUGGCUGAGCUCCGUGGAGAAGGACGUCUCCAGCAAGGACUGCGGGAGCGACCUGGCGUCGGUCAUCCGGCUGCUGAAGGCCCUGCAUGAUCUGGAGGAGGUGGUGGACGGCCACCAGGAGCGGCUCAAGGCCCUGGUGGACACCUCCAAGGACCUCUCUGCCCAAGGCAACUUCCUGGCCAAGGAAAUCCAGCAGAGAGUCCAAGGAGUAGUUAACAGAUACAACAACCUGGCCGAUCCCCUGCAACUGCGAAGGGAGACCCUGGAGUCGUGGCACCUGCUGUUCCAGUUCAACCGCGACGUGGAGGACGAGCUGGCCUGGGUUCAGGACAAGCUGCCCGUGGCCUCCUCCAAAGACCUGGGCACAUCACUCCAGAGCACAGAGGCCAUGCUCAAGAAGCACCAGGUGCUGAAGCAGGAGAUCACGAGUCGCACUCCGCUGGUGCAGGCCGUGCAGGAGGCGGGGCAGAACCUUGUGCGCGGGCGGCACUUUGCCUCCCGUGACGUCAACGAGAGACUGGACGAGCUGAAGGACCUCUUUGAGACCCUGAAGAAGGAGUCGGAGGCCAGGGGCCUACUGCUUCAGGAGGCCUUCAAAAUACAGACCUUCCUCUCUGAGUUGUCUGAGCUGGAGCUGUGGAUGGAGGAGCAGAAGCCGGCCCUGGAGUCCAGAGACUUUGGGAAGAGCGAGGAGGCCACAGAGGCUCUGUUGAAGAAGCUGGACGCUGUGGACCUGGAGCUGGAGAACCACCAGGGGAAGCUGACCUCGCUUCAGAAGAGGGGGGACCAGCUGAAGACCAGUGGCCACCCUAACAGCCCUCUAGUGAGCACGGGUCUGGCGGCUGUGGAGAAGCAGUUCCAGGCCCUGCAGCAGCUGUCUGCCACCCGCCGGACUGCCCUCCAGGACCAGCUGCACCUGUACGUGUUUGAGAGGGAGGCUCAAGAGCUGCAGGCCUGGUUCCACACGCGCAUCGCCCAGGCCCAGUCACAAGACUUCGGACAAGACCUAGAGGAUGUGGAGGUCCUCCAGAAGAAGUUUGAGGACUUCUCAGGGGAGGUGGGCUCCCUGGGUCAACACAAGCUGGCCAGCGUCCAGCAGCUGGGCCAGAAGGUGAGCUCCAGUGGGGCCCAGCUGAGGGGGAAGACCCUGAAGCAGCUGUGGGAGGAGCUUAACCAGGCCGUCAAGACCCGUGCAGAGAAUCUACACUCGGCGCGUGAAGUGCACCAGUUUGACAGCGACGUGGACGAGCUGAAGAGCUGGAUGAGUGAGAAGGAGGCGGGCCUGGACUCUGAGGAGCAGAACCACGACCUGCUGAGUGUUCAGGCGCUGAUCAGCCAACUUGAGGGUUUGGAGAGAGACCUGCUGGUGAUUGAGGAGGAGGUGCAGCGUCGGCAGGAGGAGGGUGCAGACCUGGUGCGCCGGCUGCCGCAGGUGGAGGAGAGCGUGCGGGAGCGGCUGCAGGAGGUGACCCUCGGCUGGGAGAGCCUGCAGGCCAAGGCCAACCAGCGGCGCCAGUGGCUACGCCAGGCGGAGGCCGUCCAGAGAUACCUUGCCGACUGGAGGCAGCUAGUGACGUGGAUGAGGGAGACCCUGUCCCUGGUGAGAGGGGAGGGGAUGGGGAGCGAGCCAGGAGACCUGGAGCAGCUGAUCAAAAGGCAUGAGGAGUACCGCACUCAGAUUGACAGACAGCUGGACCAAUCACAGGCUGUGAAAAAUGAGGGGCGGAGUCUCAUAAAGGAGGGGUUCAUGUCCCAAGAGCUGGAGGAGCGUGUGGCGGAGCUGCAGGAGCUGGGGCAGACUCUGCAGGAGAGCUGGGAGGAGCAGCAGCAGCUGCUGGCCUAUCAGCGGGAGCUGCAGCAGCUGCAGAGGGAACUGGCGCAGGCCGAGCACUGGCUCAGCGCCCACGAGGGAGGCCUCAAGGCCAACAGCUACGGGGACUCUGUGUCGGAUGUGUUGGAGCUGCUGAAGAAGCAGGAGGACCUGGAGGCCAUGAUUGAGGCCCAGAAUGAGCGAUUCAACGCCUUAAAUGAGAAGAAGCUGCAGAUUGAGCUUAAAAUUGGCAACAGGGAGUCCAAAAAGACACCUGUGCGAGUUUCUUCGCUGAAACACAAGCCGGCGGACCUUACUCUGACUCCGACUCCGAGCUCCCGGACCACCGUGCCUUCUGUGCUCAGGAGCGGCAGCAAAGGGAAAGGCGACUCCUCGGCCUCUGCCUCCGUCCCCACCGCACACUUCCUGAGUAAGGCCCCUCCCAAGGGUUCCUCACUGGCCUCCUCCAGCACACCAGCUUCGCUUUCUCGAUCUCCGCUGAGGUCCACCUCGCCCGAGUCCAGACGAUCGGCAACGCCGUCGGACAAACGCUCAGAGUCUCCCAGCUUUGCUGAAAAACAGCCCUCUGGUAGUCCCACAUCCACGGAGAUGCGGUAUCCAUCCCGGCUUUCUUCCCGUGAGCGAGAACUAUCUUCUGGUGUAACUCCAGGAGAUAAGCCUCCCAUCGCACCAAAGCCAACGCUAUCCAGCCAGAGCCUGGAAUCAGUGCAGAAGCUAGAUGCAGACCCCCCCACACCAGCCCCUAGGUCUUUUGAGUCGCCUGUCUCAGAUCAACUAGCCGCACAAUCCUCUCCUAUCCUCUCUUCCAAGGCUGAGGAUACGCCUAAACUGGAUUCACCAGACUCUAAGUCUCCAGACCGUCUUGAACAUUCCAUUGACUUUGAUGAGGCUCCACUGCAACGUGCUGAGCCAGUUGCUGUCCGCCCUGAGUCUCCGUGUCCUCCUGAACCGGCCCCCGCUUCCCCAGACCCUGAGCCGGCGGUGGCGUCGUCUGGCUCCGACUCACUUUCUUCAUCCCAAGAGCCGGACUCACCUCCGAGACAGGAGGACCUACCAGAGGAGGCUGCCGAGUCCAAGCCCAAGCCUGCUCCUCGAAAAUCGCCAAUUGGAGAUUCCGCUGCACGUAUGGAAGGAAUGUUGGAAAUUAGACUGAAACAUGGAGGAACCAAAGGUGCAGAUAAUUGGGAGGCUGUGCAUGCUGUUCUGGAGGGGCAGACCCUGAACUUGUUCAGAGACCAGGAUACUUCUGAAGAGAACACACUAUUUCCUCCUAUUGGUUUAAAAAAUGCCAUAUGUAAAGACAACCCUUAUUACCGAAGAAAGGAGCACACCUUCAAAAUAAUACUGGAAGACGGAAGUCAUUAUAUGUUCGCCGCUGAGAGCGAUGACCAACGGAAAGUGUGGGCCCAGGAGCUCCAGGAGAGCAUCUCCCCCACUACCUCUCAGGAGCAUUACGGGAGAAAUGUAGCGCUUCAGGGGAGGGAGGCUGCAGAGGCGAGCGCUACAACAGCCGCCGAUCCAGACACUGUUGCCACAGACAGGCCAAACGCUCAAGCACACGCUGAGAACGGCGAGAUGGACAGAGAGCCGCCACCAAAGCCCCCCCACACCUACUACAAUGUACACCGCUAUCAUGAUGAUACCAAAGAUAUGGGGGAUCCUCCAAGGAGCACGCUGACCAGGAACACUCCCCCUUCCGCCCCACCCCCUCUUCCGCCCACAGACACCGGUGGAAAGGACAAGACCAAAACCAAGAGCGUCUUCAAGAAACUCUUUAAGAAAUGAUCCACCACAAGAGGGCGACAGGCAUCCACUCAGCCCACAGUCGCUCAUGACUGGCACACUUAUAGUUUAAAACAGCAAUAGUUAGGCUAACUGUGAUGGUUUCCAGUUCCCUUUUUUCAAAAGAAGCUGGAUGAUUCGGUUUUUAAUCAAAUGAUCGAGCGCAUGUUUACAUUAAACAUAUUUCAAAAUGUAUUUAUUUUAACGUCAAAAUCUUGAAAAGAGGAGAAACGAUAUGGUGUGAUCACAGCCUAUAUAUGUUGGUAGCAUAUAUAUGCUUUUAGGCGAAAUAUUUUGCAAUGAUUUUUCGAACUGUAUUUUGUAAAUCAGUUUUAAAUGAAAUUAAUAAUAAAAUAAACAUUGAAAACAUGAUAUUCUGAUAGAUAUUCAGUGUAACACUGUGUUAUAGUAGGCUGCAUAAUC